GAUGUCCAAUCCACGUACUCUUCUUUUACCUCUUUAUUGAAGGUUAAGCACAAGAACAAUGUUCCCCAAAGAACAAAGAACAUAAUUACUUAAAGUACAGUUCCCAUCCAUUUCUAGCUACUUAAACCCUAGUUCAAGAAAAGCAUCUUCGUCUGCAUACCACCUUUAUUAACCCCUUCUACUUACAUGCAUGUAAUUUUUCGGUCGAUCUCCAAGUUAUUCAUACAGCAGCGGUAGCCUUGGCAGACCAGACCAGAGAGGCAAAAAUUGCUAGUAGCAGUAGCAGUAGCAGCUAGAAGCCAUGUUAAUAAUUUUUGUUUCACCAUGCACACUACCUCUUAAUUAAGUGUUGCUGGUUAAUUCAUUAGUUGGCACUUGGCAGCACGGAUGGACGAUGGAUGUGAAUGAAGAUGCAUGCACGAUGCGGUGGCCAUGGGCGUCAGGCGGUGCUCCUCUCGAGCAUCUCGCAGAAGCGCUUGAAGGAGUCGAGCUUCUGCAGCUUGAGCUGGCGGUGGAUGCGGCGGAUGAAGACGUCGGCGACGUGGUCGAUCUCGUCCUCGAGGCUGAACUCGGCGGCGUUGCCGUCGCCGGCCUCCCGCGCCCUGGCGUCGCGCAUGACGUCGAUGACCGAGCCCGGCGCGUUGACCAGCUCGUCGUCCUCGUCGGCGAACAGCGAGUGGGUGAGGUAGUCGUCGCUGUCCUCCUCCUCCUCCUCCUGCGGCGGCGGCUCCGCCUCGUGGGCGCCCAGCUCCGCGGAGAAGCUGUAGCUGGGGGGCUUGUAGAGCACGAUGGCCUUAUUCCUGCCGCCGCCGCCGCCGCCGUCUUCGUCGCUGCUGUCGCGCUGCUGCUUGCCGGCGCCGUUGUCUGCUGCUUCCUGCUGCUGCCCCAUGAUGGCGUGGAUCUUGUGGUUGAUGGCGGUGACGAGCAGCUUCUUGUUGCGGAGGAUGCCGAAGAUGAGGAGGCGCGUCUUGAGGGCGCUGGUCUUGACGCGCACCGCCGUGGACUUGGCCUUGACUACCGCCACGAUGGUCGACACCAUCUGCUUCAGGAACCUCGACGCCUUGCCCUUCAUCUUAGUUGUUACACACUUGCCUCGCUAGCUUGCAGCUGCAGUAUGUAGCGGCUGUAGCGUGGAGAGAUUCUUGUGGAUGGUGGUGUCAGUGUGUGUGUAUGUGACGGACAGUACUGGCCGGCUAGCGACGAUUGGAGUGUGUUG
Messenger RNA from Zea mays, 1216 nucleotides. RefSeq lists its product as uncharacterized. The record is from RefSeq and is marked validated. NCBI's taxonomy places the organism in Eukaryota, Viridiplantae, Streptophyta, Magnoliopsida, Poales, Poaceae. The transcript has a single exon. The coding region runs from base 395 to 1120 and encodes 241 amino acids.